This is a messenger RNA of Parastagonospora nodorum SN15, 1224 nucleotides long. RefSeq lists its product as hypothetical. The record is from RefSeq and is a predicted model, not a curated record. Gene Ontology annotation, molecular function: long-chain fatty acid-CoA ligase activity; long-chain fatty acid transmembrane transporter activity. Bases 1 to 1224 code for a protein of 407 amino acids. The transcript has a single exon. NCBI's taxonomy places the organism in Eukaryota, Fungi, Ascomycota, Dothideomycetes, Pleosporales, Phaeosphaeriaceae.
AUGGGACUCAAGCCAGGUCCCAAUGGCGACAGAUGGUAUGUCUGUAUGCCUCUGUAUCACGGCACAGGCGGCACAACUGCACUCGUCUGCAUGCUCAGCGGCUUGACCGUCUGCAUCGGUACCAAGUUCUCCACUUCACGAUUCUGGACCGAUGUCCGCGACUCAAAUUCGACUGCCAUUGUGUACGUUGGCGAGACGGCCCGCUACCUCGUCAACAGUCCGCCCAGCGAGCUCGACCGCAAACACAAAGUCAGAGCCAUGUUCGGCAACGGUCUUCGCCCAGACGUCUGGCAGCGUUUCGUUGACCGUUUUGGCAUCGAGAUUGUCGGCGAGUUCUUCAACAGUACCGAGGGUGUCAUGAUUCUCUGGAAUGGCUCCCGGGGUCCCUUCACAGCCACCGCAGUCGGCCACCAAGGCCUCAUCGACCGCUGGCGCACACACAACCUCUACGUGCCUGUGGAAUGCGACCUCGUAACCGGCGACCUCAUCCGCGACCCCAAAACCGGUUUCUGCAAACGCAAAGCCUAUGAAGAAGGCAGCGAGAUCCUCGUGCAAAUGCCCCACGAAUCCGCCUUUGUCGGCUACUACAACAACCCCGAAGCCACGCAGAAGCGCUUCGAACGCAACGUCUUCAAGAAGGGUGACCUCUGGUACCGCACCGGUGACGCCCUGCGCCGCGACCGCGACGGCCGCUGGUUCUUCAUGGACCGCCUCGGCGACACCUUCCGCUGGAAAUCAGAAAACGUCUCCACCGCUGAAGUGUCAGAGGCCCUCGGCUCCUUCCCAGGCAUCCUUGAGACCAACGUCUACGGCGUCGAAGUCCCCGGACACGACGGGCGCGCUGGCUGCGCAGCAAUCUACAUCGCGCCUGAGCACCGCGACAAAUUCGACUUCCAGGCGCUGCUCGCGCAUGCGCGCGCCAAGUUGCCGAAAUACGCGGUACCAGUGUUCUUGCGCAUUCAGCAGAAGCAGACGACGAUGCAUAACAAUAAACAGAACAAGGUCCCGCUGAGGAAUGAUGGCAUUGAUCUAAGGAAGAUUGUGGAGCGCGCGGAUAAGGAGGCGGCGGAGGCGGAGGGCGAGGAGAAGGGCGAGGUUGUGUAUGAUACCAUGUAUUGGCAUCCCUCAGCGCUGGGGAUCAAGGGCGAGAGGGAUGACGGGUAUGUGGUGUUCAAGAUGGAGGAUUGGGAUCGGUUGAAGGGGGCGGGUGGGGCGAAGUUGUAG